Aphidius gifuensis is the source of this 1556-nucleotide messenger RNA. RefSeq names its product probable ATP-dependent RNA helicase DDX47. The transcript has 3 exons. The record is from RefSeq and is a predicted model, not a curated record. Gene Ontology annotation, molecular function: ATP binding; RNA helicase activity; nucleic acid binding. The annotation marks the transcript as partial. NCBI's taxonomy places the organism in Eukaryota, Metazoa, Arthropoda, Insecta, Hymenoptera, Braconidae.
UUUAAUUGCAUAAAUUUAGUAUAAAAAUUUAUCCUCUUUGUGUUUUUAAUUUUAAUAAAAAAAAUAUGUUUACAUAACCUCUUUUCAGCUCGUGAGCAAUCAUCACUUUGACUACACGAUACACAUGGUAAACAUCUUUAUGAAAGAAAAAAAUAAUUAAAAAUCUUAAAAUGAAUAAAAACGAAGAAAAUUCUGAUAAUCCUGUAAUUGAAAACAAUGACAAUACAAUUGCACCAUGGAAAAGUCUCGGAAUAGAGGAGUCACUUUGUCAAGCAUGUGAAAAAUUAAAUUGGAAAACACCAACACCAAUCCAGAUUCAAGCAAUUCCUCAAGUUUUAGAGGGUCGAGAUGUAAUUGGUAUUGCUGAAACUGGAUCUGGUAAAACAGGUGCUUUUAUGAUACCAAUAAUUCAAGCACUCUUAAAAAAACCAGAACAUUUUUUUGCUUUAAUUUUAACACCAACCAGAGAACUUGCAUUUCAAAUACGUGGAGAAUUUGAAGCAUACACUUCUUUUCUUGAUCAUAAGAUAAAUAGUGUAACUCUUGUUGGAGGAUCUAGCCUUAUUGAAGAUUCUCUUAUUUUUGCAAGUAAACAAACAAAACCUCAUGUAAUAAUAGCAACACCAGGUCGUCUUGUUGAUCAUCUUGAAAAUACAAAUGGCUUUAAUCUUAAUACAUUAAAAUUUUUGGUAAUGGAUGAAGCUGAUAAAAUAUUAAAUAUGGAUUUUGAAAUUGAAGUUGAUAAAAUUAUUCAUGCUAUACCACGUGAACGUCGUAAUCUUUUAUUUUCUGCAACAAUGACUAAACAAGUACAAAAACUUCAACGUGCAGCAUUAAAAAAUCCAAUUAAAGUUGAAGUAUCAACGACAUAUAAAACAGUUGAUAAUCUUGAUCAAUCAUAUUUAUUGAUUCCAUCAGUUUUAAAAGAAGUUUAUCUUGUUCAUAUUCUCAAUGAAUUAGCUGACAAUAGUUUUAUAGUUUUUUGUGCAACAUGUACUAGUACUAUUCAAUUAACAACAAUAUUAAAAAAUUUAGGAAUAAAAGCUAUACCACUUAAUGGAAAAAUGUCACAAGAUAAAAGAUCAGCUGCAUUAGAUAAAUACAAAUCUAAAAAACGUUUAAUAUUAAUAGCAACUGAUGUUGCUAGUUUAGGAUUAGACAUACCACAUGUUGGUGUUGUUAUUAAUUAUGAUAUACCAACAAAUAGCAAAUCUUACGUUCACAGAGUUGGUAGAACAGCACGUGCUGGUAGAUCUGGACGUGCAAUAACAUUUGUAACUCAAUUUGACGUUGAGCUAUAUCGAAAAAUAGAAGAUGCAAUCUGUAAAAAACUUCCUCAAUAUGAAACUGAAGAAAAAGAAGUCAUGAAACUUCAAGAACGAGUAGGUGAAGCACGACGAUCUGCUAAUAUGGAAUUGAAUAAAUUCAAAAACAAAUAUGGCAAGAGAAAAAAAUCAAAAAAUGAUGAUGAUGAUGAUGAUGAUGAUGACACUGAACAAUCAUCUGGUAUUAGAAAACGUAUUGGAAAAAAAUUUAAUCAUGAUAGUAAAAAACCA